Molecule: messenger RNA, 207 nt
Organism: Arctia plantaginis
Lineage: Eukaryota; Metazoa; Arthropoda; Insecta; Lepidoptera; Erebidae
Source: the annotation of a GenBank genome assembly
AUGAAGUGGAAAUACGCGUGUUUGCUGAUCGGAGUUAUUUUGACCGCUGUUAUUACGUGCGAAGCGUUUCCAUUUCCAGCAGGGCAUAUAGAUUAUAUGGAAGCUCUUCGCCGCAUGCAGCAGGUUCCACAAUGGCAUUGUAUGAGGUACAGAAAGUUUCACCUCCACGGCCACUGCAGCCGAUGGCUUCUAAUGCGAAGAACCUGA